CAGAGUACCACCAGGAUGAUCCGCCGCUGCGCCAACGCCGACAACCUUCACUUCACUUUCAUUCUCAUUUAACCCCCACUCUGACCCCCCACCGGCCCCUACGCUACACCCAUGCUUUGCCCUCCUCUUGAGAUGCGACACCGCUGCACGAUUUCCCUGAGAAUACCUUCAUCCUCAGUCGCUCCUCGCUGAUAGAGAGCAUGCCCGACACGGGGACGGCAGCGGCGGGAGCUGCUGCAGCCGGGGCGGCCGCCGGUGGCGCGACCACCUCCGGGGACGGCCCCGAGAGUUCCCGGCACCGACACCGAGCGCCGCAAGGAGACGCAGAGAGGCCGGAUCCGGGCUCGGCUCCGCCACAGACCUCCUCCGGCGUGCUGGAUAAGUUGUUUGGGAAGCGGCUGCUGCAGGCUGGAAGACACAUCAUGUCGCAUAAGUCUUGGAUGAAAACGGUGCCCACAGAGAACUGCGACGUCCUCAUGACAUUUGCAGAUACUACAGAUGACCACACGUUACUAUGGCUACUGAACCACAUCCGACUGGGAAUCCCAGAGCUCAUCAUCCAGAUCCGACAUCAUAAACACACGCGCGUCUACGCAUUCUUCAUCACCGCUACGUAUGAAAAUUUGCUGCGAGGCGCCGAGGAAAUGGGACUGAGGAAAGCAGUGAAGCCCGAGUUUGGCGGAGGAACACGAAGCUUCUCCUGCGAGGAGGACUACAUCUACGAGAACAUCGAGAGCGAGCUGUGCUUCUUCACCUCGCAGGAGAGGCAGAGCAUCAUUAAAUACUGGCUGGACAAUCUACGUGCCAAACAAGGGGAGGUGCUUCAUAACAUCAGCUUCCUGGAAGGCCAGCCAAUCAUCCCGGAGCUGAGUGCGAGAGGUGUGAUCCAGCAGGUGUUCCCUCUCCAUGAGCAGAGGAUCCUCAGCCAGCUGAUGAAGUCUUGGGUCCAGGCUGUUUGUGAGAAGCAGCCGUUAGAUGAUAUCUGUGACUACUUUGGGGUGAAGAUUGCCAUGUAUUUUGCCUGGCUGGGUUUCUACACCACCUCCAUGUUAUAUCCCGCCGUGAUCGGUUUUGUGCUUUGGAUGCUCACCGAGUCCGAUCAGACGAGCCGGGACAUCUGCUGCGUGGUGUUUGCCCUCUUCAAUGUGGUGUGGGCCACCCUGUUUCUGGAGCGGUGGAAGCGGAGGGGGGCGGAGCUGGCGUAUAAGUGGGGAACGCUGGACGCGCCUGCUGAGUCCCUGGAGGAACCACGGCCUCAGUUCCGGGGAAUCAAGCGCUGCAGUCCUAUAACGGGAUGCGAGGAGUUCUACUAUCCUCCGUGGCGGAGGCGUCUAUUCAGGUGGCUGGUCAGCCUGCCCAUCUGUAUCCUCUGUCUCUGUUUUGUCUUCCUGGUCAUGCUCAUCUGCUUUGAGCUGCAGGAGUUUGUGAUGGGGAUCAAGGAAAUGCCUCGGCUGGCUCGCUUCAUCCCCAAAAUCAUGCUCGCUAUCACUGUGACUGCAUGUGAUGAGGUGUACAGGAAAAUCGCCUGCUGGCUCAAUGACAUGGAAAACUAUAGACUCCAGAGUGCCUAUGAGAAAAAUCUCAUCAUCAAAAUGGUUCUUUUUCAGUUUGUAAAUUCCUAUCUCAGCCUUUUUUACAUCGGAUUCUACCUCAAAGACAUGGAGCGCCUGAAAGAGAUGCUGGCCACUCUACUCAUCAUACGCCAGUUCCUUCAAAACGUUAAGGAGGUGCUGCAGCCUUACCUGUAUGAGCGUCACAAGCUGGGAGAGCUUACGCUGCGAGCCGUGUGGGACCUGCUGCUCUCAGUGCUGCUGAAAUACGCCCGGCUGGCAGCUGGAAAAGCCAUGGCAUCUCCCACUGACCAGACCAUGCCAGGACCCGGACUGAGGGGCACCAGGCCUGGAGUGGGGCAGCCAGAAAGAAGGGAAAAGAAGUGUCUGAACGGAGGAUGUGGAGUGCCUGAUGAGGAGGAGGGAGGUGAGAAGGACGAGGCUGACAGCGGGAGGUUCAGCGAAGGAGAGACGGAGGAGGAAAGUUUGAUCGACUGCGGCUUGAAGCUGAGGAAAGUGAGCUUCAUAGAGAAGGUGGAGAGGAAGGCGGCGUGCAGUGGGCCCCCUGUGGACAGCAGCUUUCUGGAGGAGGGAAGCCCCACCAUGGUGGAAAAGGGAAUGGACCCGGCCUCGGUGUUCGAAAUGUGCGACGACGACGACGACAACGACAACGGAAUUCAUGAUGUGAAGGACUCGAGCGGGGGCGGGGCUGAGGCUGCUAAUGCUGCCGCCGGUGCCGCCGCCGCCAGCCCGCUGCCUUCUGGAUCUGAGAGCAGCGCGUCGCUGCGUCACAGAAGAAGAGGCCGGAGCGCCGAGAGGGUCGAGCCGAAAACGAAAAGGGAAUCGUGGAUGGAUCCCCCAGAGGAGAGAGAGAGCACAACGCUCACUCAGGCGGAGAUGGAGAGCUGCAUGCAGACGUACUCAGACACUUUCCAAGACUACCAGGAGAUGUUUGUCCAGUUUGGCUACGUGGUGCUCUUCUCCUCUGCCUUUCCUCUGGCUGCCAUGUGCGCUCUCAUCAACAACAUCAUUGAGAUCCGCAGUGAUGCCUUUAAGCUCUGCACCGGCCUGCAGAGGCCUUUUGGAGUCCGUGUGGAGAGCAUCGGCCAGUGGCAGACUGCGAUGGAAGCCAUGGGCCUGAUUGCCAUCAUAGUGAACUGCUACCUGAUUGGUCAGUGUGGUCAGCUACAGCGUCUUUUUCCAUGGCUCAGCCCUGAGAUGGCCAUCAUCUCCAUCGUCAUCCUCGAGCACUUUGCCAUCCUGCUGAAAUACAUCAUCCAUGUGGCUAUUCCCGACAUUCCUACGUGGGUCAAAGAGGAGAUGGCUAAACUGGAUUACCAGCGCAGGGAGGCCUUUAAGAAGCACGAGCGGCAGGCGCAGCAGCAUUACCAGCAGCUGCAGAGGAGGAAGAGGGAGGAGGAGGAGAGGCAAAGGCAGGCAGAGCACAUGGCUCGCAGGGAGAGGGAGCGGGACGACAGCAAAGGCGACGUUUCGGGGGAUCACCACCACGACAAAGGUCACGGCAGCAAAUCACGUUCUGGGGGUGGAGGCGGAGGAGGGAGCGGUGGGUCGGACAAGCCCAAGAGGCCCAGCUCCCUGUUGGCCAAUAAUAAUGUGAUGAAGCUGAAGCAGAUCAUCCCGCUGCAGAGCAAGUUCUCCUCGGGUGGCGCCCGCUCCCCUCAGUCACCCACGGGCAGCGAGCCAAAACUGCCCGGCUUCUUGAGCUUCAAAUUCCUCAAGUCGCCUGAGAAUAAGAGGGAAGGUGCUGCGGCUUCUGCAGCCGCCGGUGCCACAUCCGCCAGCGCCACGGCGACAGCGGCGCCGUCAUCAUCGUCAUUAUCAGGUAGCAGCUCUCAGGAGCGUUCUCAGUCACCCAAUAAAGCCUUCAACCCCGGGAAAUUGUUUAACUUUGGGAAAUCCGAGGGAGGGACUUGCACGAACGGGGCUCCGCUGCCCAGGUCAGGAGAGGGGUCAUCAUCGCAGACGUCGGAAAGACAGCCUUCCCGGUCUGACUUGAAUGGCGUUCCAGACGAGAUCCCCUCACCCGGAGGGGAAGGCGCAGAGAACGGACAUUCGUCAGACUUGGACGCGGCUGGUUUUAAAAUCUAGAAAACGACGACAAAAAAAGCGCAACUUGUCUUUGGUUCCAUCUCACCUGAACAGGUGACGUGUUUACUGUGAGGAAGGCCUGACCUGCCCUCUGCGCUGUCACAGGCCGGUGUGGGAGUACUCGGAGCAGAAGCUGAUGAGACGAGACUGUUGUUCUGGUUUGCUUUUUUUGCUGCGAGACAAAAAAAUAAAUAAAAAAAAGAAAGAAACAAAAAAAACAGGCUUUGUAAGAAAGACGAAAGCCCUUCUAUCAUGACCGAACACACACACACACACACGCACACACACGCACACACACGCACACACACACACACACAAAUAUUCAAAUUCUUCCUUGUCUGCAAUACAUAAAGAAAUGCAUGAGCUGCGUUUCUAAUAUUUUUACGCCUUUAAAGCAGAGCUGUGUUUCCUGAUUUCUUCUUGUCAGAAAUUGUAAACAUCUCAGUGGCUUCACACCAACACGUGACAGUCUGUCGUGGAGGGGAGGAGUUUAAGGAAAAAAAAAGCUUACAUGGCGGUACGAACGGAUUAGAGAUUGAUAAUUACUGAGAGUGUUUUUAGCUGUCACCACACGAGCGAUCGUUAGAAAUCGGUCUCAUUUUUAAACUGCGACGAGUUGUUGGGCCCUUCGCUUUCGUACUGAAGCCGAAGAGUGGAAAAGCAAUAUGAGUCAGUGUUUUUGUUUUUUUUAUUAAGUGUCAAUCAUCGCAUAAGCCCCUCCUUAACAGUCGCCCCUGAUGUAUCACCAGCUUUAUUUUCAAAGCAGAGGUGAGGUCUGAGCUUUGCAGAAUCCGGUUUGCUCCAAUAGAAAGCGGCGAGCUUAGUAAGUCGUACAAAUCACAGUAUUUUGGAAGAGCGAGCGAUUUUCGAGGAAAAGGAGCAGAGAUGCCCGUUGCAUGCUGUUCUCCAUCCGAGCCCGUAGAGCGCCUCGUAAACACAGAUGGUGCCUCAUUCCACAAACUCCAGCUAGACUUGACAAACGAGCACAGAGUUAAAGAAGUAACAUUUGCACUAAAGCCUGACGCCCUGCAUAGAAACCACCUCGGCACAGAGGGCCCACACCAGCCUGCCUCAUCAUUAUGCAAAAAAUGCAUUUCUGUUCAUUUCCCCCUUUCACCUGGUGCAUGCUGUCGGCAGCAACGAGCUUUCAAAAUAUUCAUGUUUUCUUUUCUUCUUGAACAGCUGUUUUUAUUUGCAGAUGAUGGAAAUUCCCUUUUUUUUAACCAGUGCAGAACCUUUCAGAAUAUACUGUUAACCCAAGACGUACAGUACUCUAUCAAAGUUUUAGGCACUAAAAUAUGUGAGAAUACUUUGAAAGAUGUCAGUAAAUAGAAAAACCCUACAUUAGCGAGAGCAUCGUUUGACUACUUUUCCACAGUCGCUCAGUCAUUAUGAGAUCUUACCCAGAAUCCUUCUCUGGAGUCGGGUGUGUCUCUCUUCGUGUAUUUACUGGCUCACUUGAUGACAUCACCAUAAAGGUUCUGCAGGGACCAAUGCAUGUGUUGCAGGACUCCCUUUUCUCACUGAAGAUACAUUUUAGGUCAUCGUCAUUUUUCAAAAAGCAGGAUGGCAUCAUGUGAUUUACAAAAACAUACAAACUUCUCAGAGUGCCUAAAACUUUUUCACAGUACUGUACUUUGCAUAUUGUUUGCAUGAUCCAUGUAUUUUCAAUGAGCCCAGCAUGUACCCUUAGCUGGUAUUUCACUUCUGCGGGGUCUCCAGAAGGUGGCGCCAGUUUAUUCACAUAAAACGAUGACGUUAACCCGCUGGUUACUUAUGCACAGCAUCAGGCAGGAGUCACCAGUACACACCACAGGCAGCAAAAUUAAAGCAGUCUGACAAGUUUAUGAUGAUGUGAGACACUGAGAGAGGAUUCAGAGGCCGUCGCACUGUCGAGAUACGGAAACAUUAACUAUGCAUUUCCACACUUUCACCUCCGGCGAGGAUUUGGGCAAUAAUACAGCGUUGAAGUUGACGUGUAGUACUAAAGCUCGACACUAACCCCCCACCCAACCUCAAACCCCAAUUCCACCGCAUCAUCCUCACCCAGACUCUAUGCAUUUUCUUUCCCUUUAUGUUUUAGUGUCAGCUCUCUCAGAUCGCCUGUUUCCUAUUUAAUGUUAAGAACCUACCCUGACCUGCAUCGGCUUAACAGGUUUUUGUAUUCUGUUACAGCUUUAAUGUGCUAGUUUUAGAAGUCUGGUCCAUUUUUCGCUCACAUGCCUGCAGAAGAGACGAAAAAUGUUCUUUCCGGGAGGCAAAAAGUUCUUACUGACAUUAAAUGCAAUACCGAAAUAG
Molecule: messenger RNA, 5957 nt
Organism: Pelmatolapia mariae (spotted tilapia)
Lineage: Eukaryota; Metazoa; Chordata; Actinopteri; Cichliformes; Cichlidae
Gene: ano8b
Product: anoctamin 8b
Exons: 19
Coding region: 201-3659 (1152 amino acids)
Source: RefSeq, a predicted model, not a curated record